Ixodes scapularis (black-legged tick) is the source of this 3048-nucleotide messenger RNA. RefSeq names its product transforming growth factor-beta receptor-associated protein 1 homolog. Lineage: Eukaryota; Metazoa; Arthropoda; Arachnida; Ixodida; Ixodidae. The record is from RefSeq and is a predicted model, not a curated record. Gene Ontology annotation, molecular function: protein binding. Gene Ontology annotation, cellular component: membrane; cytoplasm. The transcript has 22 exons. Gene Ontology annotation, biological process: autophagy; vesicle-mediated transport; endosomal vesicle fusion. The coding region runs from base 325 to 2931 and encodes 868 amino acids.
AGAAUUUUGGAGGAUUUCUUGCUGUCGAAAGCGCGCAGCACCGUCAAAGAAAAUGUUCGCGUGAUUGAUAGCUCGCUGCCGUCGUAUCUCGUCCUCCACACCCGCAAUCGCACGCAGGCAACAAACCGCAAGCUGUCUUCCGAAGUCGACUUCACCGUACCUGGUCGCGGAACAUCGCCCACAGAGAACUUUAACCCAUCCGAUGGGCGGAACGUUGAGCUACGAGAUCGCGCUGUGAACGCGGCUACCGAAAGACAAAUAACGCUGCAUUCGUUCCCGUCGUCGCUUUACUUGACCAUGGCGUACCAAUGAUCGCGCCCUGCAAUGAGCCUAAAAGCGUUCGACCUGAUCCCCGCCAGCGAGAGAGUCAGCAGCGGACUAGCAACGACGGAGAUCAGCUGCCUAGAAUGCAGUGGAAAGACCCUCUAUGCUGGCACAGCUGACGGGUUUCUGAUUCAGUAUCGAAUCGAAGACCAAAGCAGCAGCGAUGGCCUGCUGCAGCCUUUCGACACCCGAAAAGAGACGCAGAAAUUUCUCGGCACGAAAAGGCCUGUCCGGACACUCAGAGCCAUGUCGGCACUCAAUCGACUCCUUUGUCUCAGCGACGGAAACCUCAUGUGUCUCGACAUGACCGACCUAGAGAUAUUGAGUGGUCUUUCGAAAUUGAAGGGCAUUUCUGCGUUUUGCGUGAAUGAGAAUCCCACCAAGAACGACCCCUUCUGCGUCCAAGUAUGUGCUGCCAGGCGAAAACAGCUGCAAUUCCACAGUAUCACCGACGUCAAAGUGCUGCAUCAGGGGGACAUCCCUUUGCCUGAGCCUCCAAUUGCCAUGGCGAUGGACGGGGACUAUGUCUGCAUUGCAACGGCUACACAGUACGCCGUCGUCUGCUGCAGGACGGGACACAUUCAGGACUUGGUGCCGUACGAUAGCGGGCACACCAUCGGCUUCGUCAAACGUAUCGCCAAGGACGAAUUCCUGCUGAACGGUCCGAGCGACUUGGGGAUCUUUGCAACGAGCGCAGGAGUCUCUCAACGUCCGCCGCUCCCGUGGGGCGCCUGCGUUUCGGCCGUGGCAUACAGCCACCCGUACAUCGUCUGCCUCGCGGAGGAGUCCGUUACGGUGUACAGCAUCUUCGACCAGCAGCCCAAGCAACGCAUUCCGUUCCGUGGCGGAACCUACAUGGACAACUUUGAAGGGAAGCUACUUCUGUCAGGAAAGGACAGCCUGUUUGUGCUUCAUCCAGUGCCCUGGGAAGCUCAGGUGCAAGCGUUGCUCGCCGACGAAAAAGUCACGGAAGCCCUCGAACUGGCCAGGCAUUCCAACAAGAGCGGGCUUUCCCUGGAACAGAACAAACAGGUCUUAAAGAGGAUACACCUGCAGGCGGGUUUCAUCGAAUUCUCUCAGCAGCGCUUCGAAGAAGCCAGGCAGCUCUUUCUGGAAGGAGGGCUCGACGUGAGAGAGUUGAUCUGCCUUUACCCAGACCUGCUAGCCGCUUCGUCUGCAUUCACCAGGGCCUCCCCAAGGCUCCACGACGUGGAUGAUGUUGUGCGCCUAUGUCGGAGUCAACCCGAGCCGCUUUCGAGGUUCUACCAGUUCCUUAUGUCCUACCUGGAAACCGCGCGGCACACAGAUACGGAAUGUAGGAUGGAGGUCAACACGGCCCUGAUCAAGCUGUAUGCAUCGACGGGGGACCACGACGCGAGGCUGGCGUCGUUCCUGCAGACGGACGGAGGCACAUGCUGCGACCUGGCAGACUCGGCCCAGUUCCUCAAGAAGCACGGCAAGUUCCACGCAGCCGCGCUGCUCUACGACGCGCACAAGGAGCACGAAAGCUGCCUUCGCCUCUGGUCAAGUAUUUUGUCCGGCGAGAUUGAAGACAAGAUGUUUCCAGGACUCGCCUUUUACGUCGACUAUCUCUCCAGGCUGGAGAACCACCAGCUUGUGUGGAUGUUUGCCGAGGCCGCCCUGGAAAAAGAUCAGCUAGUUGGACUGAAGGUGUUCACGGAGAGGCCUCCCGAAGAGCCGGAGACGGAGCGAAUGCGGCCCGACAGCGUCUUGGAGUUUUUGCACCGCUUCUCCGACGCUGUGGUGGGCUACCUUGAGUUCCUGGUGUACCGGAGAAAAAUCGAGAAGGAGAAGUACCACACACUCCUGGCCGUACUCUACUUGGAGACGGUCUUGCGGUACCUCAAGCAGAAUGGACCGAGUGCUGACUCUAAAGAAUUAAAGGAUGCCAGAGAAAAACUGCAGCAUUUACUGAGCAGCUCCUCUUCGUACAGGGUGCAGCUGCUGCUUGGAAGAGCUCUCGAAAAUAACCUGUACCAGGAAUGUGCCAUACUCUACGGAAAGCUGGAAGACCACGACAAGGCGUUGCACAUUUUGGUGCACCAGUUGAAGGACUACAUGGCCGCGGAGGACUACUGCCGCACCCUCUCGCGGGGUCACGACCGGCGCUUCAGGCACCGGCUCUACCACACCCUGCUGGCCGUCUACCUGGACGUGUCGUUGGACGAGGAAGACCAAAACAACCUCCUGGCUCCUGCCGUCCAGUUGCUGAACAGCGAGGUUGCUGAAUUUGAUGCUGUGAAGGUGCUGCAAUUGAUCCCACCAACGUGGUCCGUGUCCCUCGUGGAUCAAUUCCUGACCAAGGCUGUGCGCACCUCUCUUCACCGGAGUCACAUGACACGGGUGGAAAACGCCCUUGCCCGCGGCCAAAACCUGCAAGUCAAGUGCACCAAGGUGCUGCUCCAUCAGACGGCCUUGACCCUCACUGAAGAGAGGGCAUGCUCUGUCUGCGGACGUUCCUUCACGGAACCCACUUUCGCCUGGUGUUCGGACGGAUCGGUGAUGCACCUGCAGUGUUCCAAAGGCCUGACCAAUGGCACGAACCAUCACCCGAAGGGCACAAGUCCAAGAAGCUGCUCCAGAUGAAGCCUCGCUCGUUUCCCUUUCGCCGUUUUUCCCAGCCCCUCCGGCUGAAGGAUUGAAUGACCAUAGAUAUUUGAAUGGCACAAGCACAUCUCUGCGUGCCGUCUGUACAGUCGUGAA